GCAGCCCCGGUCUACCUCGCCUUCCUUCCCAGCAGCUGCCCAGCCGAGCUAGCCCAUCCUCACGAGAGGGGAGGAGCGACGCGAUGAGUUCAGUACGAAGUGUUCUUUCUCUACUCAGCAUUGCAUUGUGGUGGGCAAUGAGUGCUUCUGCACCCCUUCCGGAAUAUUCUGGGGAUCCAGAACUGAACCAUUUUAUCCAUAAAAACCGGGAAUUUGCCUUCAGGAUAAAGAAGGAUGUUGCUAAGAUCAGAGAGCUUAUGCGUAAAGCCUUUAACAUUAUCAGUGACAGCGAACUGAUGUUGAUGCAGGAAUUUCUGGGCAUCCCACAAGUGGAUCUCUCCCUCUGCCACGCUGACCCUUGUGACAUGGCUGGCUGCUUCAACCAGAUAAGGGCAGGCCUUCACACCUACCAUGGCUACUUUUCCCACAUUAAAGAGAUCUUGCCAAGUUUUGCUGGACACAUGGGUAGUCUUCAAGUGGAUGUGUCAAACCUGUCCUCCAACCUCCAACAGCAGAUGCAAGAAAGAGGACUGACCGUGGUCACCUACCCCCAGAUGGAAAGCCAGGACCUUCCUUCCUUUCUGCAAAAGGAAAGGGAAAUUGGAAGCUAUCUUGCCCUUGGCAAGUUCCAGAAAUUCCUUGAAAUGACACUCCGGGCCCUGCGACAUUGCAGUUCAUAAAUGCAGGAGGCAGGGAGAACUCAGGAAGAAGAUUUGUGGAGCCUCUUUGCUGGGUGCAGUGGAGCGCUUCUUCUAUGAAAAUGGACAAUGAACUAUCUUUUGCCUUACAGAAGUUUAGUUUUCUAAUUUGUGGUUCCCCUGGCUCCAUAUGUCAUCAGCAGAAAAACAAGUCACUUCCCUUACCAACCUAGUACAACUUUUUACAAUACUUAACCAAAAGUCUGAACAAGUAUCACAUGAGGGUCCAAGUACCUCAUGAAAUUUAGCAAAUAUUUUUUAAUGUACAGAAUUAAGUUUCUCAUCCUUGGAAUCCUUAAAAAAACCUCUUCCAAGUGGCUAGUGCUCAAGAGUCUUGCCCGUUUGAUCGUGGAGUGUUGACAGAGAAACUUUGGGCUACCAUUCGAUUAAUAUGGUGACCAAGAUUUAACCAUUGGUAAUUGACUCAUCUCCAACUGUAUAACUUCUCCACAGUUAAGAGGGCAUCAGGAACUUUGGUUGAGAGACUUCCUGAACUGUGGUCUUCCCACAACAAACUUGAGGGCUUGCAUGGAAUAAUUCUUAUCUUUGGUUACUAAUUUUAUUUAUUAGGCUUUUAUUUAUUAGUAUUUAAAAUAUGUUGUUGCCUUUUUAAUCAACAAACUGUUUUGAAUAUUUAUCAUAUUUAAUAUUUAUAUAAAUGUCAGACUAAAAGCACAUUGUUAAAGUGGUUGUUGUUAACAAUGAUAUGGCUGUUGGGUGUGCAGGCUUGCAACCCUCACAAUACUCCACGUGGAGCAGAAAUAACAGGGAGAAAAACCUGCCAACACUUCAAGAGUCACUUCACUCAGCUUGCUUUAGGGCUGCUUUAAUGUCACUUGCUGUGACACAUAAUGAGAGACCAACGUUAUCUGCUGUUUAAUAUUUAAACAUUGAGUACCAGCUAUUGGUAGCUGGACGAGCCAGAGAGAACUUCUAGUUCCUCUGCUAGUGAUAGUCUUUUGGGUGCCACUCAAUAUAUAUUUCUCAUUUGUACAGUAUAACAUGAGCCACAAGUAAACUAGCUGUUCUUAUGCGUGUUGUAAAAGUCAUAUAAGAACUAAUAACAAUUAUAAUUGCCACAUACUGGCAAUCGUUAGUUGAGAGACUCCACCAGUCAUCGGGGGACCCUGAUAUCUACAGCUCAAACAUUAAAGAUACUGGGUUGGCACCCAUUGAUUCCUAGAUACUAUGUGAUCAUUCAGUUCUGUAAUGAAUUGCUCCAGAAUUUGAGUUCCAGUUCGUUGCAAGUGUAGUUUUAACUUACUGUGAUUUUAACUAUUUUUAUUUAAACAUGACAGAUCCACAGCUAACUGUUCUCCCUUCAAAGUCUGCACGAUAUUUUGCUAACUCCUGAUUUUCACCCACCUUUGACUGUACUACUUUUAAGUUUAUAAUACUAAAUCUCAUCUCUGUGCUGUGAGAUUUCUCAAUGUUCUGGAAUCUUGGUCUGAGAACAUUUCCUGAGCUAAAGAAUUUCACAAUCAUUUGCAACUGUUACACUUUUUAUAUUUGUUUUUCUAUUGAAUGCUAUGAUUACCACAUGA
This is a messenger RNA of Eublepharis macularius, 2242 nucleotides long. It is a transcript of the gene CSF3, whose product is annotated as colony stimulating factor 3. Gene Ontology annotation, cellular component: extracellular region. Gene Ontology annotation, biological process: positive regulation of cell population proliferation; positive regulation of myeloid cell differentiation; immune response. NCBI's taxonomy places the organism in Eukaryota, Metazoa, Chordata, Lepidosauria, Squamata, Eublepharidae. The coding region runs from base 84 to 680 and encodes 198 amino acids. The transcript is spliced from 5 exons. The record is from RefSeq and is a predicted model, not a curated record. Gene Ontology annotation, molecular function: growth factor activity; cytokine activity.